ACCGAUAAGUGGCAUCAUAAUCCAUUGUUUUCGCGCCUAAAUACCGCGUAAAAGGCGGGCUGCCUCCUAGAACCCCUGAAGAACUGAUAAAGUGCGCGAGUAAAAGUGGAACGUGGCACAAUAACCAAGAGCUCCCCAAAAACCCACGAUAAAGCCAGAAAAAACUCGAUCAUUGAAAAAAAAAUUCACACCUCCCAUCCAAGUCCCUGGAUUAUUUAUUUAUCCUCCCCAGCUGCACUAUAUACACGUAUAUAAAUAAUGUCGCAGCCAACAGUCACUUCGUUUUUCCACACGCGCAAACGACAGGCAACCGAUGAGCUGAGGAAUAAAGCCAAAGUCCUCAUUCUGGAGCAGAGAACGCGUCCAAAAAGUAUUGAGGUUAGUAAAUCCAUAGGAAAGGACAUUGAAGACUCCUCGGAGGAGACUUCGAGCCCAAAAAUUGUUUUUACCCAAAAUUCCAAACAGGAGAGGGUAAACUCAGUGGUCAGGAACAUUCAGUUCGAUGCAAAAACAAGAACACCCAGGAUGGCGACGAGGGCUAGGGCGACGAGGAGUAGAAAGCCAUCAGUUGCUGAGGGACAGCAGGACAUUCGCGAUUCAUUUUCCAAGAUCAACGAGGACAAGACUAGUAAGAACGUGAUUUUUGAGAAGAAGGGACUGUUGAGCCCCAGGAAAGCCACCUCCAAGGAGGAAGGGACUGAGGAGCCAGCUGCAGGCUCAACAACACCCAAGAGAAGUAUUUUGGAGCGGGUGGGAAGGUCUGAGCUGAGUCUUCGAGAGAUCAAGGACAGGAUUAAUAGGUCAUCGAGGCUGGCUGAGCUCAAGGCAUCCAUCGACAGGAUUAAGAAGUGCGAGGAGAAGUUGGAGGGGCUUCAGAGGAAGGAGAAAGGAGAGGAGAGUCAGGAGAACGAUGGAAUGCCUCCCAAGAUCAGGAAAUUCGAGAAGAUUGAGCUGGAGGUGCCUGUGAGCCCUCAGAAAGGGAUUCGAUCUCCCCUGAAGACACCGACGAAAUCUAUGAGAUUCUGUCCUGGGAUCAGUCCCCAGAGGCGCCUUCUCUUUGAACCCAAGGAGAAAACACCGAGUCCUGUCAAGUCCAGUCCAACAAAGGCACCUGCUUAUCAGAGGUAUCAGAGCAUCGUUGACUCAGCAACGCCUGCACUCACUCUACCAUUCACCUAUCGAUUCCUGGGUGAGGUCUUCAGGUGUGUCGACACCGUUGCUGCUAUGCUGUUUAACAGAAAGGAGACUAUUACAUUCAGAAAAUUGAAACCAGCUGUUCAGGAAUUACUCAGGAGGAAUUUUACGGUCGAGCAUUUGGCACAGGUGCAGACUGUCCUACCUGAGGCAUUUGCUCUGAGCAUGGAGAAGAUGAGAUCCUUCGGGUCAGCCUCUAAACAGGAGAAGUAUGAGCUUGUGAUUGUGCCCAAGGUCGAGGGUAAGAGUGGGAGGAACACUCCAGAUGGUGAUGAUGUCAUUAAAUCUGCUGCUGAGAGCAGCAUGGCACCUGGGAUUCUUCUAGAGCGGAGGAGAUUGUUCUACAAUGCUCUUCUAGAGCGAGUAAAGACUGAACACGAGAAGUUCCUUCUCAAUUUGGAGAGCCCCAUGGUCAUUCCGAGGGAGAAAAUAACUCGAUGGCAUCCAGAAUUCGAUGUUGACAGUUGUCCUGUCAUUGAGAAGGCUGAAUUACCUCAGCCACCCAACGUUGAAAAAGCAACAUCAGCUCACGAUGUUCUGGCGAAGGCAAAGAGUCUGUUCAACUGCAAUACGAGGAUGGAGAAGGCCCUUCAACGUUUGGCUGAGGCAAACAUGACGUCCACCAGCUCUUCAUCAAGUACAGCAGUGGAGACAAAGACGAAUGGCUCCAGGAGCGUUGAAAUAUCUGGUGUUGAUACACCACCAGCCACACCGCAGGCUGAGAAGAAGGGGCCGAUUAAUCCUGCCCUCAAGGGCAUUCCCAUGUCUCUUCUGGAGAAAGUUCGAGCUAAACAGGCAGCAAAGGCACUGGAGGCAAUGACGAGGACACCGAGUGAGGACAAAGAGGCUGCUCUGCAUGCACGUCUUCCAGAGAUGUCGAAAAUCCUGAGGAAUAUAUUCGUUGCUGAGAAAAAGGGAGUCCUGACACUCGAGUUUGUCAUUCACAAGCUCGACAAUUCGUAUAGAACGAAAAUGACACCAGCUGAGCUCGAGGAGCACAUUAAACUCAUGUGCAAACUGCUACCCACUUGGGCUAGUAUUCAUAAUGUUAGGAAAACUAAUUACCUCAAGAUUGCUAAGGACAUUGACAUCGCUAAAGUUGUUAAACGAUUUGAAAUCAUGGCUAACGAUAAAGUUAAAGGUUGAUCUAGUGUUUCUGGAUCAACAGUUCGUCCAAUUAGUUUAAUUUAUCCACCGAGUUGGGGAAUAGGCUUGGUAAUUAAUUAAUUAUUCAAUUAUUUUUUAAGAGAAUUUCUUUUGGAUUCGAUCGUUUGAGACUGACUGCCCGCACGUGUCGAAUUUAUUCAAUCAAUUUUUCAGUGCUUCAGUUUUUUUGAUUUAUUUGCAAUUGCAAUUAUUCCUGCAUUUUGGAACUUUUUUGUAGUGGGGACGAGCGAUUAAUUGACUUGGAAUUUAUUAAUUUUUUUUGUACACAUGUAUUCAUCCGAUAAUAAACUUUUUCAUUGCAA
Molecule: messenger RNA, 2663 nt
Organism: Fopius arisanus
Lineage: Eukaryota; Metazoa; Arthropoda; Insecta; Hymenoptera; Braconidae
Gene: dup
Product: double parked
Exons: 3
Coding region: 259-2340 (693 amino acids)
Biological process (GO): mitotic cell cycle; regulation of DNA-templated DNA replication initiation; DNA replication checkpoint signaling
Cellular component (GO): nucleus
Molecular function (GO): DNA polymerase binding; DNA binding
Source: RefSeq, a predicted model, not a curated record